Hordeum vulgare subsp. vulgare (domesticated barley) is the source of this 1923-nucleotide messenger RNA. Its product is annotated as probable bifunctional methylthioribulose-1-phosphate dehydratase/enolase-phosphatase E1. The record is from RefSeq and is a predicted model, not a curated record. Gene Ontology annotation, molecular function: magnesium ion binding; acireductone synthase activity. Gene Ontology annotation, cellular component: cytoplasm. The transcript has 12 exons. Lineage: Eukaryota; Viridiplantae; Streptophyta; Magnoliopsida; Poales; Poaceae. The coding region runs from base 116 to 1669 and encodes 517 amino acids.
UAUCGGAGCAUAAGUAAGACCAAACACCCCGCACCGUCACACCGAAACACACCACUCGAGUCCAUAGUCCCCAUUCUCCAGCGGAGGAGGAGUCGAAGAGAGCGACGCGGGAGCCAUGUCGACCGGUGGCGCAGAGUCUGCGGCGGCGGAGGCGAUGGCCUCGGAGGCGUACCUGGCGGGCGACGCUGUGAGGGAGGCGCGGGAGCUGGUGGCGGAGCUCUGCCGCCACUUCUACCUGCAGGGGUGGGUCACAGGCACCGGCGGCAGCAUCACCGUCAAGGCCAACGACCCCGCCGUGCCCCUCGCGCAGCAGCUCAUCGUCAUGUCCCCGUCCGGCGUGCAGAAGGAGAGGAUGGUGGCAGAGGACAUGUACGUGAUGUCAGCAGAGGGCAAGGUGAUAUCUGCACCAGUAGCAAAGCCAUGGCCACACAAGCAUCCAAAGUGUUCAGACUGUGCACCUCUGUUCAUGAAGUCUUAUCUAAUGCGAGGAGCUGGAGCUGUGAUUCAUAGCCAUGGCAUGGAGACUUGCAUAGCAACAAUGAUCAAUCCUGGUGCAAAGGAGUUCAGGAUGACACAUAUGGAAAUGAUUAAAGGAAUCAAAGGUCAUGGGUACACCGAUGAAUUGGUGAUUCCCAUAAUUGAAAAUACUCCUUAUGAGUAUGAGCUCACAGACUCUCUAGCUGAAGCGAUCACAGCAUACCCUAAGGCAACUGCUGUCCUGGUACGGAACCACGGAAUUUAUGUGUGGGGUGACUCGUGGAUCAAUGCCAAGACACAGGCUGAAUGCUAUCAUUAUCUUUUUGAUGCUGCCAUCAAGAUGUAUCAGUUAGGGCUUGACUGGACAACUCCUGAGCAUGGUCCAAUAAACAGUGCCAAAAGAUUGCGUAGUGUUGCAAGUCCUGGGGUUCCUAAUGGAUGUCAUACAACUAAAUCAUCGAAGCAUUGUGUUCUACUUGACAUCGAAGGAACAACAACGCCAAUAUCAUUUGUGACUGAUGUUAUGUUUCCUUAUGCCCGUGAUAAUGUGCGGAAGCAUCUGAAUUCUACAUACGAUUCCGAUGAAACCAAAGAAGACAUCAAACUUUUACGCAUCCAAGUCGAAGAAGACCUGAGAACCGGAGUUGCUGGGGCUGCUCCAGUUGCAACGGAUGAUGCUGGCAAAGAAGAGGUUAUCAGUUCUUUAGUCGCUAAUGUUGAAGCAAUGAUCAAAGCAGACCGGAAGAUUACAUCAUUGAAACAACUUCAGGGUCAUAUAUGGAGGACUGGGUUUGAAAGGAAAGAACUGCAAGGAGUUGUUUUUGAGGAUGUCCCUGAGGCACUGAAGAACUGGCAAUCUCAGGGUAUGAAGGUUUACAUAUACUCAAGUGGCAGUAGAGAGGCACAGAGGCUACUAUUUGGACACACAUCCUAUGGUGAUCUGCGACAAUUUCUGUGUGGUUUUUUCGACACCACAACCGGAAACAAAAGAGAAGCAAGGAGUUAUUUUGAGAUCUCGCAAUCACUAGGGGUGGACAAUCCGUCUCAAAUCUUAUUCAUCACAGAUGUGUUCCAAGAAGCCGUUGCUGCAAAGAGUGCAGGUUUCGAGGUAAUAAUCUCCAUUCGCCCGGGGAAUGCACCUCUUCCAGUGAAUCAUGGUUUCCGGACUGUUAGUUCCUUCAGUGAGAUCUGACAAGUGUUCAAGAAACGAACAUGCCAGAGAAUCACUAUUGGGUGUAUAACAUGACAGUGCUUCGUGCCGCCCCUGGAUCAAGUUCUUGUAAUAGUAGUAGUAUGGAGUCUUUACUAGGCAUCGGAUUGCAAUAAAACAAGGGUGGCACAAUAAAAGAGGGAAGAAUUUGCAAGCAAAAGAGAAUGCUCUGAAGAGUGUACGAGUCUGUUCCUGUAAUCCCGUCUAUAUAAAUGUACUUUGGGCUUUCUGGGAAA